ACCAACAGUAAGUUAAGAGAGAGAGAGACUCAUUGAGUGACAUCACAGGUCCGUUAGUUACAUGAAUGAAUCACACGGGUCCACACCUCAGCUACCUGUCAGUCAGUCGUUGGGAGGGAAGGGAAAGCGCUCCGAAAAAUGAGCAAGCGAGUGGCUGGCGCGUAUGGCACGGCACGUAGGCACCCACACACUGCGAGUUGGCUGGUUGGUUACACAUCAUGAUGUGUGUCCACUGAUUGAUCCAUUUAUCCAUCCAUUCAUGGCUCGAUCACGACCACACAUCACAUACAGACAGAAACACAGACAGACAGACAGACAGACAGACAGACCCGGCAGGAAAGGCGGCACGGCACAUACAUCCCCGCUGCCUACUGAUAUGAUAGACGCCCCGCCCCCCUCUCUCGCCCAGCCCACGCCUCCUCCAUCCAUCCACACACACGCUCAUGCUCAUCUACCCACCCCAGCCAUCUACCAGAAGAAUCCAUUCCUCAAUCAAUCGGUUGUCAAUCGGUUGGUCUAUCUAUCUAGCACGGCGUGGCCUGUGACUUGGGCCCCCUGUCGGCGAGCCUCCGCAGUAUCUCUAUCAGCAGGCUUUUGUCCAGCUUCUCCAAACCGGGCUGCUUACCAAUCCUGAUGACCACACCACACCACACCACAACACAACACAACACACACCUGAUGGAUGGAUGGAUGGAGGCACAUGGACGUACCGGUCGAAGUGCGUGACGAUGAACUGCAGAGCCAUCUCGCGGACGGCCUCCACUUUGAGUGAGUGCGAGGCGGCGAAUAUGUCGAGCACGUGCUCCUCGUUGAAGCUGUUCUUGACCGACAGCUCGCAAAACGACCGCAGCCGCUCGUUGCUCAGCCCGUAGUAUCCCGCGGCCUCUAUCAGGUACAUGGCCGUGUGCGGCACCAACACCUUCAGCACAUUGUCGCCUGCACGCACACGCGCAUCCAGCCAUCCAUCCAUCCAGAUCGGUGGACGUGGUGGUGCGUGUCUUUGUGAUGUGUCUGUGCCAUGCCAUUGGCUGGCUGACCGGCGUAGCAGAAUCUGAGGAAUGUUCGGAAGGCUUCAGGGGUCAUGCUCUCGUCCGCCGGCACCACCAAAUAAUCAGCACGGCUCUCUGCAGACACACACACAAGACACCACACCACACACCCCAGGCCAAGUGCAGUGCAUGGUGUGUGCAUCACAUGGCGGCCGCCUUGUGUCGGUCGAUUCUUCACACGCUCCCACUCACAAACCGCCCACAAACCACCACUUACCUUGCAUGCCCGAUGUGACGCUAGCCGCCGCGAAAAAAUGACACCGAGCAGCCAACAAAAACUUGUGCGCCUGCAGUGCACAGACGCAAGGCACGGAAGGACAGAAGCACAGCACACAUGACAUGACCACACACCAGGUCACGCGGCCAUCCACCAUCCAUCCACAUUUCUCUCUCCCCUCUCCUCGUCUCAUCUGAUCUAAUCUGCUCCCUCUCACCGCAAUGGCCUCCCCCUGGCUGCCCUGUGUGCCCUCUACGACGACGGUGUAGUCGGAGAGUAUCUGCUCGAUGAGGAGCCGCUGCAGGUCCUCGGCCAGGCGGCGGGGCGGGAUGUUGAGCGAGCUGGGCUCGCCCGACAGGCCCCGCACGCUACUAAACAUAGACGAUAUAGCGCUGCUCAGAGGCAGCGAGGCCGUGGUGGACGACCAGCCACCUGGCGGGGGGGCGGCACUGGACGAUCCCGCACCACUGGCACUCUCUGCACAGACCACACAGACCCAACGGAUGGAUCGAGAAGCGAGGGGGUGGUGUUUGUUCGCUUGUGCGCGUGUGCGGGCGUGUGUGUGGGUGGGUGGGGGUUGGGUACCUAACCUACCUGCUUGUGCGGCCGCCCUUUGGUUGCCGAGCCUCAUCAGCUCGCAUAGCAACCUGCACACACAGAGAGAGAGGAGAGGGGAGGGUGACUAGACGCUUCUCGGUAUAGUUCGAACGUUCCGAUGCUGUCUCUUUCCGCCAGUCUGCCAAGGCAGACUGGGCUGGCUGGCUGGCUGGCUGUCGGUAUGUCUGUCUUACUUGGCCCCCAGCUGUUCGCACUCCUCUCGCUCGGCGCAGGCAGCGUAGUUGUGAAGGAAGAACUUCUUGCAGGCCGCCUCAAUGGGCGCCGUGUCGGGGGAGUCCUUGACGGCACGACUGAGCAGCGGGACCACGUUAGACACCGACAGACGAACUGCAGGGAAGGCACACAGCAGACAGACAGAAGCAGGGCUUGUUGUGUGGCUGUCUGUGUGUGUUGAUGUAGGUGUAGGUCUAGAGGGGUGUGUGUGUGUGGGUGUGUGUGUGGACUUUUGAUGUGUCGUUCGAUCAUGGCGGCGAGACGGGGGAUGUUGAAGCGGCGACCCGCAACGUACAGGUCAUACAAAUCAUUCACCCUGCACACCAACGACACACACACAGACGCACAUCCAUCCAUCAGAUUUCCGGAGCACGCUCCCCGCUUGUGUGUGGAUGUAAUGUGACUUACGGCAGCGUGCUAAAGGCCGGCUGGUCGCUGUAGAGGAAGCUAACGAAGUCCAUCAAAAUGCUCGGCAGCACGUUGACCCCCACCACAAUCGGCUCCAUCGGGCUCAGAUUCAAAGCGCUAAUGUCCGGCCCGCUCGCCGCCUCAUUCGCCGCCCCCUCCCCCUCCCGCCCAUCCAGCCCCUCUCCACCCAACUCAGCCUCGCUCCCCAUCUCAGGCCACUCCUGCGCGCCGCCCUCGCCUGCAGACGCCGCUGUCUCAUUGGUGUCGGCCGUCUCCUCCCCGUCAUCCGCCGACUGGCUCAGCGUCGCGUGUCGGUCGUCAUCCGGCGAUUCCCCAGCCGAGAACGACCCCACUGAGGCGGGGGCCAGCGCAGCAGCGGCAGAGGCGGCCCGGGAUGGCUCGAGUGCGUCUGCGGGUGCGGGUGGUUUCUCGCUGUCGCGGCCGAAGCUGGAUCGCUUUGCGGGGGAGGCGAUGGAUGAAGGGGGGCUCUCGAUGGUCGCGGCCGAAGCUGCCGAAGCCGGCCCGGCAGCAGCAGCAGCAGCAUCCGACACGGAGACAGGGACGGGUGGGGGCGUGGCGGCCGGCAUGUGCACCUUGACCUCAGGGGAGCUGAUGCACUCCUCCGCCAGCCUGACGGUGGUCUGCGUGCUCUCGCUGCUCCCGUUGGAACCAUGCCCCUCCUGCUGCUGCUGCUGGUCCAAACUCUUGACCCAAACCUCAUCAGCCCCAGCCGCAGACACAAUGCGCGGCCGCAUGUCCGACCCGCUCCCCCGCGACCACCGCCGGGACGACCGCGACCGGCGGGCCUCCUCGUCGCUGUAGACGUCCACAUCCACCUCGGGAAUGGUCCCCACCAGCCCGGGACUGGGCGGGCCGCUCCGCACUCCAGGGCCACCACCACUCACCGAGCGCGUCAAGCUCAAAUUGAUCAGCGCCAGGUCCUGCGGCGGGAUGUGGGCAUAGGCGCUCACUGCGGGCGGUGGGCGGCUGCCACCCGCCCCUGCGAACCCAGAGGGAGCUGGGGGGCUGCUGCGCUGCCGUGAGAGCUCCAGAGGGUCAUUCAGACCGGCGAGGCUCGGGUAGCCCGUGGCCCAGCUCGUGGGGCAGCCCCGGAAGGGCAACACCGACACGGAUGGCGUGGCGCUUCCGCUGGCGAGGGGUGCGAUGGGCGGCGUCUGUCCGCCCGGCCCCUGUGGCUGUGGCUGUGGCUGCGGGGGGUUGAAGCGGUUGGGUGAGGGGCCCAUCGGGGGGCGGCCGAACAAGUUGCGGGGCGUGAAGUACUGCCGGCGUGCUGCGCUCUGGCGGCCGGCAGCAGCGGCAGCAGCAGCAGAUGAAGAGGACGAAUCGCCGUCCCCCGGCUGAGUCUGAUGCAGCCCUUGCGGGCGUCCCCUGCCUCCGUCCGCCGGCCCAGCUGCCCCGCUGGGCGAUGUCGACGACCCACCCAGGCCGCCCAGAGACACUACGGCCUCCAUCAGGUCAUCCUGAUCGCCACCCAGUGCCGGGUAGGCAGGGAAAUGAGACGGCGAGGACUCCUCUGAGGUGCCGGUGGGCAGCCGGCGGAGGUCAGAGAAGGGCUGGUGUGCUCGCGAGUGGCCCUUGGCGCCGGCUUUGCCGUGCAGGUGCCCUCUGCGUGGCGAGCGAAUGCGGAAUGGUGAUUCGUCGGCGAAUAGGUCGUCUUCGUCAGUGGGUGGCGGGGGGCGGGUGAGCCGCUGGAUGGUGCGGGGGUCCAUGCCUUGGUGCUCGGCGAUGAUGCGCCAGAUGGAGGGGCACCGAACCAGCAGCAGGUGGGAGUGGCAAUGCACCGACACGGCACCCUGUUGACGUACGUGACGAGGAAGGACACGAACCAAACAAACACGCGGCAAUCUAAUCUGUUUUGUGUCUGCAAUCCUCUUUGCUCGCCUUGCAGGCCAGGCUCCAUUCUCACCGGUGGUUUUGACGGCAGGACCAUUCCGAGGUUGGCGCCAUAGGACGAAGCCGACCCGGCUGACGAUGCGGCCGAGCCGUCCUUGCCAAACCGACCUGCGGACCGUGACGAGCCGUUGGUGAGGCCGCCGUCGUGGCCUCCCUGUGUGGGUGACGACGCGGGCGGGCGGUCGGACCGCGGCGAGGAGUCUGGGUCUUCAUCUGACGGUGCCGCCACCAGGAUGACGUCGCAUGUGCCCUGCCAGGUGCUCUCUACUUGGCACUUCUCCAGUAGGUUCAGCAGAUCCUGACAUGACAACAGACAGACAGACAGACGGAUGGAUGGAUGGAUGUCGGUGUGGGUGUGGGUGGCCUGGCCCUGGUUGUGUGUGGUUGUGUUGUUUGUGACGUGACUGACGUACCUGUGCGAGUGUGCAUGGCGGGAUGGGUGGCGUGAUGGGCCCGAAUCUGAACUCGUAGCAGUCGUUGUGCCGUCGCAUGCCGCUCGACCCGCCAAACACUAUCAUGCACUCCUGCAAAGAACCCUGAGCAAACCCAACACACACCACACCACACCACACCACACCACACACAGGCAGAGAGAGGGCAUCCGUUCGUCCAUCCGUCCGUCCGUAUGGAUGUACAAGUCAGUCGUCAAGUGGGCGUGGCGUGUGCAUUGCAAUGCAUUCAUUGGUCGGUGAUUUCCUACUCUGCGGAGGACGGCAGCGUGGAAGUCACGGCCAUGGGGAGGGGACCCCAUCACAGACACGCGGGACCAUAUCUGAGGACAGCCAUACAUCACACACAUAGCUUAUCAUGGGCAGCCCUGAAUGCAUUGCAUUCCCCUUGUCUCUCAUCUCAUCUCAUCUGCAGCUCCCUCCCUCCCUCCCUCCCUCCCUCCCUGACCUACCCGUCUCUCCAGGUCCAGCUGCAGCAGGUCGUCGUGACGCACCCCGUCAUUGCCGCCAUACAAGUAGAUGUACUUGCCUGUUAAAGAACGACACACAGGCAGGGACGGAGGGAGGGAGGGAGGGAGGGAGGGAGGGAAAAAGCCACCGCCACAGCAAUGCAUAUAUAAUGAUUGUGCAUGUCGUGUACCUCUGAGUACGGCGCUGUGUGCGUAUCUUCCGUCGGAGAGGUCGGUGCCGGUGCAGGGGAACCUGCGCCACAUGUUGGUGGUGAAUCUGAAGGUGAAGACGUCCCCAUAUCGCUGGUGGCCGCUGCCGCCCACGAUGUACAUGACGUCGUCCUUCACCAUGCACUGAUGGCUGGAAGUAAGACACACACACACACACACGUCGAUCAAAGGCACCACCCUUGGCUGGGUGGGUGUGUUGGUGUGUGUCAUGUGUGUCUGUCUGUCUGUGGUUUGCUUGCUGGCCGACCGGUAUCUGCCGACAGGUGCGUCUCCGCUGGUCACGACCAGGUCCCACGUCUUGGUGCAGAUGUCAAACCGAUACAUCUCUGUCGGGUAGUUGGUCUGACACACACACACACACAGAACGACACACAGAACCACACACAGACAGACAGAAUGUGUGCGUGUCUUGUGGUCUGCUGCUCACUCCCUGACUGACCCCGUGAGUGCCGCCCCAGACGUAGAGGCCCUCCUUGUAGAGGACCAUGGACUGGCCGUAGCGAGCCGACGGGCGGUCCUCGGUGGGGUUGGCCAGCAGCACCCACGUCUCGGUGGCGAAGUUGUACAUGUGCAGGUCUCGCUUGUUGGUGUACCCGAAGUGCGAACCAGACCCGCCGAACACGUACAUCACACCACCUAUGUCGUCAGCCACCGCUGAGUGCGACGCGCGACCCGACGGCCGCUCGCCGCGAGCGUUGACGCACCGCCACACGCGCGUGUCGAUGUCCAACUCUAAAUGGAGGGAGGGGAGGAAGGAAGACAUGCCAUGCAUGUGUCUGUGUGUUGGUGCUGGUGUGUGGGUGCGGCGCGGUGCGUACCGUAUACAUCAUCGAAGCAGUUGGCUCCGUCGAAGCCUCCGAAGACGUACAGGUACCUCUCUUUGUAGAGGACGCAGGUGUGGCCACUCCGGUUGGCCGGCAGCUCCCCCGUGCAUUCCAGCUUAUCCCAGUAGCCCCGCACGUGACGAUCAGCGUUCAUGGUAGUGGUAGGUAGGGAGACUGACUAACAAGUUAAACACUGAUCGGCAACUCAACUUCGCCACCACACCAAAUAAGAAUC
Molecule: messenger RNA, 6607 nt
Organism: Vitrella brassicaformis
Lineage: Eukaryota; Vitrellaceae
Source: the annotation of a GenBank genome assembly